This is a messenger RNA of Lotus japonicus, 1297 nucleotides long. RefSeq names its product peroxidase 47-like. Gene Ontology annotation, molecular function: peroxidase activity; heme binding. The transcript has 4 exons. Gene Ontology annotation, biological process: response to oxidative stress; hydrogen peroxide catabolic process. The record is from RefSeq and is a predicted model, not a curated record. Lineage: Eukaryota; Viridiplantae; Streptophyta; Magnoliopsida; Fabales; Fabaceae. The coding region runs from base 60 to 1001 and encodes 313 amino acids.
CAUGUGGUUUUCCUCAAGAUGUUGUACAAAACAUCUUUGAAGUCAUUGAAGAUUGUCUCAUGGCUAAUUUGCUUACACUGUUUUUUGUCAUGGAGGUCAUAGUGAGUGGUUUCACAUUUGGAGUAGAUGACUUAAACAUGAAUUACUACUUAUUUAGCUGCCCUUUUGUUGAUCCUAUUGUUAAGAACAAAGUCAGCACAGCUCUGCAGAAUGAUCCCACCCUAGCAGCUGGUCUUAUUAGAAUGCACUUCCAUGACUGUUUCAUAGAGGGAUGUGAUGGAUCUGUUCUGCUAGACUCCACUAAGGAUAACACCGCAGAAAAGGAUUCACCUGCAAAUUUGAGCUUGAGAGGCUACGAAAUCAUAGAUGACAUCAAAGAAGAGCUCGAAAAGCGGUGCCCUGGAGUCGUUUCUUGCGCUGAUAUUGUUGCUAUGGCUUCAAGAGAUGCAGUUUUCUUUGCUGGGGGUCCAGUGUAUGAUAUACCUAAAGGAAGAAAAGAUGGAACAAGGUCUAAAAUUGAGGAUACUUUCAAUCUGCCAGCCCCUUCCUUCAAUGCUUCUGAUCUCAUCAGAAUGUUUGGGCAACAUGGGUUCUCUGUAAGAGAUGUGGUGGCUCUCUCUGGAGCUCACACAUUAGGAGUAGCAAGGUGCACAUCUUUCAAGAACAGACUAACCCAACAAGACCCAACAUUGGACACAGAGUUUGCAAAGACACUCUCCAAAACAUGCAGCGCUGGUGACAAUGCUGAACAAUCCUUUGAUCCCACAAGGAACGAUUUUGACAAUGCCUACUUCAAUUCUCUGGUCUCAAACAACGGGGUUCUCACAUCAGACCAAACACUGUACAAUAGCCCCAAAACUAGGAACAUCGUGAACACUUAUGCAAUGAACCAGGCCUUGUUUUUCCUGGAUUUCCAACAGGCAAUGGUGAAGAUGAGCUUGCUCGAUAUCAAAGAAGGUUCUAGGGGGGAAGUGAGAAAAAAUUGUCACAAGAUAAAUUGAGUUGUGGGUCUGUGAGUGUAUGAAGUAGGAGAGUUUUGUUGUUCACUUGUUCAAGAAAACUCUAGAAAGUUACCAUUAGUUUACAGUAUCUGAUCUAUGUUAUCAGAAAAAUGUGUAUGGUUUGCUCUAUCUAUAUUAUUGUAAUUGUUGCAGGACUGGAAAAGAGUAGAGUUACUCUUACAUUUAUAAAUCAACCCUCUAUCAUAUAAAUUAAAUUACUCUUUUUAAAGAGCGAGACUAUAUCUUCCGAUGUAUCAAAAGAAAAAAAAAGAGCGAGACUAUAUUGAUUUCUACUA